Messenger RNA from Lodderomyces elongisporus, 495 nucleotides. It is a transcript of the gene smb1, whose product is annotated as mRNA splicing protein. The record is from RefSeq and is a predicted model, not a curated record. NCBI's taxonomy places the organism in Eukaryota, Fungi, Ascomycota, Pichiomycetes, Serinales, Debaryomycetaceae. The transcript has 2 exons. Gene Ontology annotation, cellular component: U1 snRNP; cytoplasm; U2-type prespliceosome. Bases 1 to 495 code for a protein of 164 amino acids. Gene Ontology annotation, molecular function: RNA binding. Gene Ontology annotation, biological process: mRNA splicing, via spliceosome.
AUGUCCCUGAAACUACCCAUCAACAAAAAGACAAAAAUGUCAGAUCUUAUCAACUAUCGUCUAAGGAUUUUGACUGUUGACAAUCGAACGUAUGUUGGUUCACUCUUGUCGUUUGACAAGCACUUGAAUCUUGUAUUAUCUGACACUGAAGAGUCAAGAAUCACGAAGAAGAGCUGGAUUGAGAUGAAAAACAAGAGCCAGAAAGAGGGCAAUACCAAUUCGCUAGCCCUGACACAAACACAGGCACUGGCACCGGCACAGGCUUUGAAUCUCAACCUUAACGCACCAUUAUUCCCUACAGAGACCGAGAAACCCAAAUUCAAGCCCAACUUAACUAGAAGACACCUAGGUCUAAUCAUUUUACGGGGCGAACAGAUUGUGAGUCUAUCGAUCGAGACUGGGCCUUUGACAGACAUCAAAACAAGGGUGUCCACUGGCAAGGGAACCAGCCGACCUCUAAAGCAACCGGUGAGCAAGUUAAAGAAGCUAGCAUAA